CGUUGUUUACAAAUUUUACUAAACAAACAGACAUUCGCAAAUAUCAAGGUCAAAUGGUCAAUACAUUUUGCGAAUUUGGGUGGAAAGCGAAGCGGAAACGUGUUGAACGUGGACGUAAAGAUUUAAUUGAAACUUCCUGACGAAAAGGCAGAAGAUAAAUUGGAAAAUAAUUGAACUGAGCCAUCUACUUCUAAAACAAGAUGAAUCUUCAAUGUAAGGUGGCUACAGACUGCAGCUCUGGAAAACCUGGAUUCCCGAAACCAUCAGGAAUUGCUCAGAUCUAACUACCACUUAAAUAUGCUGCCUUAUUGUCCUGUUAGUUGGAUGGAAUUUGAUGUUACUUUGAAGCACUGGGAUCUCUUAAAGUUGUAACUUUUGUUGUGAUUGGUUGUUAAACAAUGAAAAUGAAUUUAAAGUAUUGUGAUCUGGUUGUUAAAUAAUGAAUUUGAGUUUUGUGUAUUCAUACUGAGCUAAAAUAGUUGUUAUGAAAAAGUGUUACAGUAGAACAAUAGAAAUCUUACAUUGAAUUAAGUUAUUUUUAAAAUUAUUUGGAAAAAAAAAUCAGUAUUAUAUGUUCCUAGACAUUCUUGCCUGUGAUCACUCAUUCAUGUUGAUUACAUGGAUUUUGGAAUUUUGUUGAAUAUUUGAUUUGCAACUAAAAUAAUUUGUAUGUAGGCCAAAAUUUACCCGAUACUACAUUCCAAAUUUGUAGCCAGGAACUUUUUUAAAAUUAUUUUCAUACACAGUAUUUAAUGUGAGGCUGAUUUUUUAAUGUUUUUGGCAUUGAGAAACUGUAAUUAAGUGCAUGUAUUUUAUUUUUGUGUUUAAAUGAAUUAAGCCUAGAAUAUUAGAUUAAAUUAUUUUUUCCGAUGAUAGGACUUCCCAAACUAAAGAAACUUGUUUAGUUGUGAUAUAUAAAAAAAAUUUAUAGUGAUGAUAUUCUAAUUUAUAAAGAAAUUUUAAUGUGGAGUAUUUACAAGGAGCAGUAUUUUUCUUUUUAUCAAAUCUCAAGAAAUUUACUUAAGACAAACUUCUUUUUAAAACUGUUUAUAUUUAAAAGAUUUGUCAAAUGUCCGAUGACCAAUCGCAGCCGCAGGACACGUGCCACAUCUGCUCGAAGCUGCUGGCGGGUGUGAGCGGGUGGAGGGAACAGCACUAUAUCCACGAGACCUCCAGUGAGGUGGUGAGAUGUGCGUUGUGCGCAAACUGCUUCGACGACAAGAACGCUAUGUCCGUUCAUGCACGUUUCGAACACCGGAACAUGACCAUCAAACGAAGGUUCUUCAAAAAGGAGUGCACUGCUUGCAAAAUAUGUGGUAGGCAGCUGGCCUCGAAGAACAACUUAAAAAGACACCUAAGAUUGUUUCAUCAUCAAAGCAAAGAUGUAAAGGUGCUUUGUGAAAAGUGUGGGAAGAUAUUUUUUUCAGAAGAGAAACUUUUAUCUCAUAGCAUCCAUGUCCACAGAAGGGAAUCCUGCAUAGAGUGUAAGAUGUGCAAUAAAAAAUUUACCUCGCAAAGUGUUCUGAACAGACACGUGAGGACUUUCCAUCCUGAACGGACAUCUGUGAAAUUCCAGUGCCAGUACUGCAGAAAAGUACUGGGGUCUCGUUUUGAGGUGCAGCGUCACCAAAAUAGAGCCCACUUGAAGCUCAAGCACCUGUGCUACAAAUGUGGCAAAGUAUUUUUCAGCAGUGACGAUUUGUCUGCUCAUUUGAAGCGUCACCUCGGAGUUAUGUCUUCAAAAUUUUCUCCUCCUAAAAACCAUAAAAAUGAGUGCAAGGUUUGUGAAGUUUGUGGCAAAGUAUUUUCAGGGGGUAGUGCCCUUAACAGACACGUCAGGUGUGUUCAUGGUAAAAUUCCAAAUGGUUUCAAAUGUGCAAAAUGUAAAAAACUCUUCAGUUCGCUGGUGGAAUUCAACACCCAUUUCAAACGAGCCCACCUCAAGGUGAAACAGUCGGAAUGUCAAAUAUGUUACAAGAAGUUUUUCGACGACCGGGCUCUGCUGGUCCACUUUCAAAAUCACCUGGACUACAGACCGUUCCAGUGCUCAGUUUGCGGCAGAACGUUCAAGCACAGCCGCCACGUGAAACUGCACCAAAGAACCCACCGAGAUGAGAAACUGGUUUGCAGGGAGUGCGGGAAGGGUUUCUGCAGCGAGCGCUUGCUGGGAGCGCACGGCCGCUACCACGCCGGCCAGUGCAAGUACGAGUGCGCCCACUGCGGGGCCGCGUUCGUCCAGAAGGCCUCGCUGAGGGACCACGUGGCCACGCACUCCGCCGCGAAGGAGUUUUCCUGCGAGCGCUGCGGCAAGGCGUUCUGGUCGCGCAUGCACCUCUACCGACACGAACGCACGCACGCCGAGCAGUACAAGUGCGAGCUGUGCGGCAAGGCGUGCGGCACGCUGCACAACUUCCAGAAGCACGUGCUCACGCACAUGGACGAGUACCGCUGCAAGGACUGCGGCACGCAGUUCGCCGCUGCCCUCAAGCUCCAGCAGCACUACCGACGCUGCGUCGCCAGGGAGACGGCACGCCUGCUGGUUGCGUGAGCUGGAGGUGGGUUGUUCCAGCAAUUUUCGGUAUCUGUUCCAACCAGUUACUGAUACAGUAAUGUACUGGUUACAAGUAGCUGAUACUUCUGUAUCAGCUAAGCAGUAGCGGUCUCAGGAAGCAACAAGGAAUCAGCAUUCUCGUUACAGGUUACACAUCCUCCGUGCCGUCAUCACCAGCGUAAAAAGUUAUCAGUUUUCUCUUUCCAUGUUCUUCGUAAAAAGGUAUCAGUUUUCUCAUUCUACAUUCUUCGUAGUCGAAAAAAGGUGUCGGUGUUCUCUUUCCACGCCUUUCAUAAUCGGAGUCUUCAAUCUUUAGAAGGAGCACGCACUGCGCACUGAGCGUACUUUGAUGAGAAGCCUAAGAUGUACAUCAAGCUCUGUCCCUGCCCAAACACGCCCGAAUAUUCACCUUCGGCAAACCUCGGGAUUUGUUUUAUUUUUGCGCAGGAAAAAUGAAUUCAAAUAUUAAAAGUGGUCAGUUAGGUUAGCUACAUUAAAACACUUUAGAACACUAUGGAUGGUUAGCUACAUUAAAAUACACAGAGAAAUAUAAAUAUAUAUAAAUAAACCCGAGGUUGGCCGAAGGUGAAUAUUCGGGCGUGUUCGGGCAGGGACAGAAUUUGAUGUACUUCUUAGGCUUCCCCCUCCACUACAUUCUUUCCUUUCUUUAUACCUUAUUCGUCGUGCCGAUCCCUCCCCUUUCACAAGCUACGCCCAAGUGACCGUCAUCUGCGAUCAGGUUCUGCGCACAUUGGCCGUGGUUUUGUUCCAGGUAAAUUCUAAACUGAUACAAAAGUACUUGAUACUUGAAUAGUGUACUCGUUUUCAGUACUUGAUACAGGUGUGUAUUAGUUACAAAGUAGCAGAUUGAUACUCUGCGACCCACCUCUAGCGUGAGCUGGCUUUCCUUCGCUGAUGGUCACCUCUAAGUGCGUUCAACUACUUCAAAAUUCUACUUGAAAACCUAUCAACGUGGAUCAUUGAUGUCCAGGUAUCAUUUUUGAAACUAAUCUGAGGGCCAGACAUGGUGCUAACAAUAUUGCAUUUUUGCAACAAUUGUUGUCUUGUAUGUUCUGUUCAGUGACUUCCAAAUUAAAUAAGUGGAAUGUAAUGAAGUAACACAAAAUAACUCUAUUGAAAUAGUACUUUAAAGAAACCUAAAAAAAUAUAUAUAAAAUAUUACAUGAAUAGAAAUAUUAUUUUUGACUAUUUCUGUGAGAAUACUUUGUUGUGUGCUGACGACUUUAUUCUAUGCAUACAUGCAAACAAAAAAAAAAAAUACAUGAUAGUAUUUUUUUGCUGAAGGAUUCCUUAAGCGGGUCGUGCGAAACUAUGCUGCGAGCCGGAUGUUGGUCAUCACUGACACAUAUUAUUUACUAUUGGGGGCCCACAUGGUUGAUUCGUUAGACAACUUGUCUUCCAUUAAGGCACGCCAGGUUUGAGUCCCAGUGGGGUCGAACGGAGAUUUUAUGUUAGUGGACAACUUGACUGUCGGUGCUGUUAGGUGGUGGGUUUUCUCUGGGUACUUCCGGUUCCCACACCUAUUAUUCCAUAAAUGACUCCUCAUCCCUUAUCUCCAAUGACGAUAUGUCAAAAAGAUGCUUAGCUAGUAUUCAUUCAUUGAUUAUUUAAUUCAUUCAUUCAUCCUUUCACCUAAAAAUACACAGAUUUUGUGUAAUUCUUUGUUAGAUUAAUUAUUUUUAUGCUACGUAGUCCCACUCUUUGGGUGGUUUUCCUGUCUAUAGGUAUGUAGAUGUUUCAUUGUCUAGAUCGUACUUAGGCUAACGUAAAGAAUUUUUAUAUGUGUAGGAAUUUUCACAGAAACAGAGUAAGGCCUAAAUUUUUUACAGAUCUGUACAUGAUGUAUUUUAUAGCACAUGUAAAAGGAAUGCUGUGCCAUUACACUAGGUAACAAUAGUAAUUUGAUUGUACUAUGGAUUUAUAAACUCACUUGCUGCCUUACCUGUUGUUGAAGAGUAUAUUUCAUUUUUUUGAAGCAAAGUAUUAUGAAGCUUACACUCGCAAUGUCUAAAUUUUUAGUACUUAGGUAUAUAUUUUCCAUUUACUGCUUUAUGAAAAUAUGUGGAUUAAUAGUUUUCUUUUUAGUGAACUGAAAUUGUUUCGUGUGUUUAAGUAUGUGUUAUUGAAAAAUCUCACGACAACCACAGCAGUGACAGUGUAAAAUAUUUUCGUAAAUUCUCAAGCUACAUAUUAUUUCUGAGAUGACCUGUGAUGUACCAUACCUCAGUAGAUAUGGUAGGGAGUAGGUUUGAAGCUAAUGCGUAUUAACUGUUUUGUAGAAAUUACUAGUCCUUAAAAAAGUGUUGGUGAAAAUAAAUUGGGAAUGAUAAGUUUUUUGCCACAAUACAAUAUUGCUACUUGGUUUGAGACAUAAAUAUGUAAAUUAUUGUAGGAUUACUGUCUUGGAGUCUGAAAGCUUAAUUUCUCUACGUUUGAUUUAGGUACUUAAAUUUUUCCACCUUGGAAAAGUUGUCGGUAGUUGUUAUCUCUGUUAGUGGUGCUGGUAAAAUGUUGUCAGUUUGGUUGUUAAAGUUUAGCACUAUCUUUGCCAUACUUCUGUGAGUACUACAUUCUUUAUGUCGGCACAGAUAAAAGUGCUAUGGCGUACUUACAUUUGCACUUUGGGUUAGUGAUAUCCUAUUGAUUACACAGAUUAGGAAUCUUUAAAAAAUAAAUGUUUGGUGUGAGCUUAAAUCUUUUAGGAGUGAUAAUUUUUCAAAAUAAUAUUCAUUUGCUAUCCCAGUCCAGGUAACACAAGUUUAUUGCUCUUGACGAGUACUUUUAUUGUUAUUGUUUGAACAUGACAUUUAAUUUAUUUAAGUUGCUCUUUUGUUUUUUUCCCCACAUCUAAUAAUGUUUUCCACAAGAUCUUCCUACUUUGUCAAUUAAAAAAUAUAAUUUCUUCAUAUAACUAUUAUAGUAAUAUAAAUUCAGUUUUUUUUUAUAGGUAAUAAAUUCCUCAUGAGACCAUCCAUAUUUUCUAAAGCAUGGAGUUCUUUCUUCAUUUUUAAUCUUGCCUUGAUUUUAUACUGUAUUAUUUAAAGUGUUUUUAACUUAAUAACUCAUAAGUAGAAACAGGUUUUUAUGGAUUUAUUUUUAUGUCAAUUUCAUUUUUAAAACAAGAGAUUUCAGUAUUGUUUUUAUUUUUGUACAAUGUCUUAUUCAUAAAAAAUUCAGUUUUAUUCAACAUAUUUCUGGCAAACCUGAAUUGAUUAGUUCUUAAAUAAACUUUUGGAAUGCUUUCUCUGGAAGUAUAUUUUUUUCAGUCUCAUCCUGAAUAUCUACAUUCUGGGGUUAUUAUUCUCUUGAGCGAACCUUAGCACGUAUCGCAGCAUGUAUACAGACAUACGCCAACUUUGGAAUUGCCAUAAUUUUUCACCCUAGUUUCAUUGUGUGUUAUGAUUAUUUUUACAUUUUAUUGUUGGUGUUAUACUGAGUAGGCCUAUUUAUAUCAAAUUUAUUGAACUCAUGUUGUUUGUAGCAUUUAAAAAUUCACAUAUGUAAUAUUUAACCCAGGCCUACUUGUGUUCCUGCAACCAGCAUUUUUGUGUUGAGUUUAGUAAACCCGUAAUCCUUUUACAAGUUGCCUUCCUGACAGCUGUAUUGGCUCGUCCCUCCAUGUGACUGGAAAGUGCCUUGAUGUGUACAUAUGAAGUGUUGUAGUUGUGGUAAGCACAAGCUGUAUGCAGUGUUCCAUGCGGAAUGUAUUUAUUAUCAUAUUGUCUGUUGUAUAUGUGCAGUUGUUAAAAAUCUUUCAUGGAAUUCCUGUAGGUUUAAAUACCUUCAGAAGUUAUAUAACUGCUGUGUUUGAAUUUAAUUCCUAAGCCAUUGAGGAAACUUUUGGCUCUAGAAAAUUGUUGGUACUUAUCUCAUGAAGUGUUAGACGCACAUAUGUGAUAAUUGUAAUUCUUGCCUUUUUAAUAUAUAUAUAUAUAUAUAUAUAUAUAUAUAUAAAACGUACCAUCAUAUUAUUUUAGUGUUGUAGUCUAUUCAGCUGUUGUGUCCUUUGUCAGUGCUAGAAAAUGUACAUAAAAUGUAUGUCAAAAUUGUGUGACAGACCAGCCAGAUUAGCUCCUUGUACAUAAUGUUAUAAUUUUUUCAAAUACCUAUUAAACUUGAUUAAUUAGGGGUCGUCCAUUAAUCACGUGAGGUUUUUUUUAGCAAAUUUUUAACCCCCCCUCCCCCCUAGUGAUUUGGGGUGAGGUUUCGGACAAACACCCCCCCCCCCCCCCCAAUUAAUCACGUGCAUUUUUUGGUGCAAAAUAUUUUUAAAAAUUUCGGAAUAUUAUCUUUAAACAUAGGUAUAAUCUAAUUUAAUUCUGGGAAAUUAAGCACAGUGAUAAAAAUGUCCAGACACACAUUUAGGUUGCAGGUUUAUUCUCACUGGCAUAAAAAUAAUAAAGGAAAGGCUUAUAUGUGAUUUACGCAUGUAUUCGGCGCCAAAAUCACAGUCUUACCUUUGAAUAUAUAUACUGUAUAGAAGUCGCCAGCCCAGGUUAAAAUUUCUAAUACGGUUUUGAGGUAGUUGGUUAAUUCACUGCCGCAAUCGCCACCAUCUCUAGGGCAUCGACUUGUGGUGGUCCCUAGCGGACAAGUCUCGAACUCUUCAAACACCCCUUCCCCCUCCCGUUGAACGACGUUGAGCUGCAGUGAAUGAUGGAUGAGGGGAGCGGGGAAUGACAGCGGGCGACAGCGCUGCGCUCUAACGUGUAAAUAACAACUAAGACGAUACAGGGCGUUACGGCAGCGCACUGCAGCGGUGAAGUUCCCAAGCUGCUCAUCAUAAGCUUCUGAAAAACGUAGAGUAAAUCCUAUCCACUCGCGACUUCUAUACAGUAUAUAUAUUCAAAGGUCUUACUAGCGACUGGGAAGCCGAGCCGGGUGGUUCAUGUUGCGGCGGGCGGGGAUAUUGUUGCCUGGCUACGGCGAGUCAAGGUCAUGCAUCGCUUUUCGGUUUAGUAGAAAUCGGGCAGGAAAAAAAAUACACGUGAUAUCUCUCUACACCCCCCCUCCCCCCUUGUGAUAUUUCGUGAUUUUUCCCGACCCCCCCCCCCCCCCCCCCCUUUCGAGCCUGACUUGAUUAAUGGACAAUCCCUUAUCUGCAUUAAUUCAUGAAAUAAAAUGAGUAUGCUAUAAAUGUUAGUGAUAUUUGAAUGUACACUGAACGUACUUUUUUUAAGCUAGCAAGCACAAUUUAAGUGGAGAAUAUUUAUUUCUGUAAUCUAAGAAAUCCAUUAUUUUAAGUAGGAUUUUAAAAUUUCUUUAAACCCUUUCUUUUGAAUUAAUUUUUUUAUUAUGUAACCACUGAUAAGUGACAAUCUUUGCUUGGCUCCCUGUCAAGGCAACUAGGGAACUUCUGUAUUUACACUGCUAGGUACUUGACUUUUUCCCCCCAGAAUUAAAUUAAAUUGGCUUUCUGUAUUUAUACUUCUCUGGUAUCAAGCACUUUUAUGGUGCCACCUUGAACAGAUCAUUCAGUUUGAAGUCAUGAGCAGACCUUUAUGGAGGUGUAUUGUGACUGAAUGGUCUUGGUGGUUGCUCGAACGAGCUGGCAUAGCCAAAUAACACUAUAAAACCCUAAGGAAUCUAAUAGCGCUGACUUGACACACAUCAGCACCAGCGUCUAACAAAAGCUUCAAAUAUGAUUUGUAAACCCUUGACAUAAACUGAAGUAGUCUACUUACUUGAACAUAAUGAGUUGACAAAUAAGCUCCCCAAGAAGAUUCCACCGUCAUUUAGUUCUUGCUGUACCUCUUCCGAAACAGUGUGCGCCCACAAAUUUGACAUCGCACUGCUGAACUGGCAUUUUAUUGAGGCGUUGAGUUGUGCCAAGAGGAAGUUGGAUACUGUGAUUUUUUUCUGCUCUGUACUCAAUGUACCUCUUUGUCGAGGGUUGUCAUGAUGGAGGCUGCUGACUGGCUGCUUUGCAGUUCUGCUUGUGUAGCUGCCUGGGUGAAGUUCAGGAAGUAAUUGUAGUUGCUAACCGGUUUUAACAUCUGUCAUGCCCACCACGAUCCUGUCACAUAUAAAAUUCUGUUUAAGGAUGCCAUAGUCACAAUUUUUCUGUUAAAAACUUGGAGGGCUGUGACAGAAUCAGUGAAAGAUUUGCCUGGCAGUUGAGAGAGUAAAUUAAAUAUGAAACGUUCAAAUAUUGUGUUUUUUUAGGGGUGAAGUAAUCAUCAAAAGCUUGUAUGACUGUUGCAAACAUUGUUGGUUCUUGUUGAAAUUGUGCCCAAACUUACUCUGCGCUAUCGACCAUGGUACCUAUACAAAAUAAUGUCUUAUCUGCUCUUGCUCUAAUUUUUCGCCAUGUCUGACAACAGAUAUGUACUGAUUAAUAUUAUUUUCUAAGCCCCUCCCACAAGGAUGUUACAGUGAAAUCCAACAAAGGUGGAGGAUGUAGGUUAGUUACACCUUCCUCGUGUGUUCCAGUGAGAUUCGUUUCCAUGAUAAUAAUCUCUUUAUAACUACAGAUUACUAAAAGAUGGGCGAGACAUUUUCUUUCACCCAACACUGCUGUCACUAUGUAUUGUUAAUGGAGGUGGGAAAUAAAGCACAGGUUAAGCCCGCCGCACACGGUACAAUAUUCCUUAUAAUAUUGUAAGCUAGGAGUUGUACUGGCUCUACUACUAGUUUCUUCACUCGAAUUCAAACUGGAUACUAGUAGCUGUACUAGCUGGGCUACUGGUUUUGCGUAAUAGACUGCGUCCUAUUUUCGUUGCUUGCAGUGUUCCAAUAUUUAAGGAGUGGCCAAUCAGAACUCACGAAAACAGCACGAGGGGUUGUUUACACUUUUAAGCGCGCAUGUCGUGAUAAACAUGGACGGAAAUAAGUGGAAUAGUGACCAACUCCUCGUUUUAAUAAAUGCAUACAAAGAAGAGCCCUGUUUGUAUGCAGUAAAAAAUUUGAAUUAUCAUAAUAAAAAUUUGUUGUGCAGAAUAUUCUCUUAACAAAACUAGUAAGGCAGUUAGAAUCGUGUGCAGCAGAAACUUGUAGCGCACCUAGUGUUUCAGCUUGUAGCCUACACAGUACAGAAACCAGUAAGCAAGACUCGGGCGCUAUCUUGCCUCUGCCUCCUGCAACAUCCACUUAUGGUACACUUUUCAGUAUUUGCAUUUGUUUUGGAUAUAUUUAAACAAGUUAAAAUCAGAACUGACAAAGAGAGCACAUAUGGCUGUGAUAGACAUUGUGUAGACCUAGUCAUUGUAUUUAUACCUAAUAAUUUGUAAUAUGUAAUAUAAUUUUAUUUAAACAUGCUGAUAACUAUUAAAAACAAUUGAGGUUAAAUAAUUCCUUGUUAUGUUACAUGUAGAUAUAUUUUUGAAAUGUGGACUUGGUGCUUAAAUUUUACUAUUUUAAUAAGAUACGAUUAUUUGAAUUUUAUUAUUACAUUGGUAAUGCUUUUAUAUCUUAUGUCACCAACAUCCAGACUAAUAUUGUAAGAGCAGAAGUACAUACCUAGGAUGUAACCCUAGAUAUUGUACUUUUUUUUCUUGUCAUGUUUUGAAGAUUCUGUAAACUAGUACAGUAAUUACUGGUUAAUUUUUUAUUUUAUUUUUUUGUUAAAUUUUACUCCAAUGUAAUAAUUAGUUGAAUGCCAGUAUCUCUACUUGAUUUGACCUCACUCGCCCCAUAACCCUUUUCACAUUUUUCUAUUUCAAAUUUUACAUUCACAUAGGAAGUUAUUUCUAUAUGAGACUUUUAAAUAUUUUGCAAAUUGUAUAAUGAAACAGUAGUUGAUUAAUUGAUGAUGUAAUUAGUCCCAUCUGCAGAGCUUUAAAGGUGGUUCAUACAUUCAGUAUUUAAAUGUACUUGUUUCAGUUAGUUUAUUUUGUAAUCAUUGAAAAUUUGAUUAAAUCCCUAUGAUUAAUUAAUGAAAGGUUCUUGUUAAGUACAGAGAAACCUCAUUAACAAAAUAUUACAGGGAUCAUAAUAUUUGCACCUUAUAUUUACAGUAUUGACCCCACAUACAUACCAAAUAAUUACAGAAUUUAUUUGAACUGGUUAUCUUUUUAAUAAGGAUUGCUGGCUUUCGUGGUAUUGUCUAAGGUUGCUUGGCUUGUAGCUUCUAGCCAUGCCAAAGGCAAAGGGUUCACUGACAUUUUGGUCGCCAUCUUCCGUCUAACUAAACAUAUAAAGUAAGCUUCUCAAUUUAAUACGUGCACAUCAUACAAACUGAGAAAAACCAUCUUGCUGCUAAAAAUAUUUUUUUUUUUGCAGCUCUGCAGUUGAAGCCCUAAAUAAUGCUAUGUAGUAUACCUCAUUUUCGGGUAUACUGGUGGUAUGCCAGAAAAUUCUUGUUUCCUAAUGGAUAUAUUUAUAAAGAAGGGGGGGGGGGGGGGAAUAUAUUUACACUUACCGUGUUACCUUUCCACCUGGGUUGGCUAGCACAAGGGAGUGAUUUUAAAGGGGUGGGGGGAGAAAUAUGGCUGCCAAAAAAAGUUUUGAAGGUUUACCAGUUAUUUUCAGAUGUUACAGGGUGCGUUAUAGUAUCUAUUCAUUGGCAGCUGAAAGCCAAGUUAGAAACACUUGUAGGUGUGUCCCCUCUGCUUCUAUCCCUCUAUGAUCUUGCCACACACAUACAACACUUAACCACUUCUAUCAAAUCGUGAAUAAUUGUGGUUGGAUAAAUUAAUUCCUAUGAUGCAGGCAAGGUAAGUUAUGUCCCCCUAUAGAUGUGUACUUGCUAUAAACAUGUGUUUUGUAGUAAUGAGGUUUUAUUGAAAUUGCUUAUUAUUUGCAAAAUGAAUGCAAAUCGUAUUUAAAAUAUUUUUGCUAUAUUUUUAAUGCUAAAAUAAUUCAUUCUAGUAUAUUUGUAGUCAGAAAUCAUGUACUAGAUGACUGCAAUGCAGUUUCAAUGGCAACUAGACUUUAAACUUAAUGUAUGUAAGAAAAUACACUUGCAUUAUUUUAUACAGAAGUUGUGCUGUUAUAAUUAUCUUGCCAUAACUUAACUAGUUGAGUUUCUGAUUGUAGUGCUCAGUAUAUGUAGUAGUUAUGGCUCUCACUGUCCAUUGGAUUUAUUUUUUUAAAUCCAGACUUUUAUAGUUAACCACUAUAAUGUAUUUGACAGACUGUUUGGCAUGAAUGAUUACUCUUCUAAACUCCAAAAUAUGCUAAAAUUAAACUAAAUUUAUCAAUAAAAAAAACAUGUCUGGGAGUACAUAUCACUGUUGGCCAGUUUAUUACUGUGAAGAGAGUUAUGGAAUUUGUAGCAGAAAUAUUGGCAAUUAAUUUAGCAGAGUCCUAAAAUAUUUCACAAUGUCCUUUGUAGUGGAAACAAUUUUCACAAAUAUAUCUCAUUUUUCCUGGAGUGUUUUCUGGGACACAUUUUUUUGACGUGACAAUGUCUAAUAAAUCGAUGAACGCCGGCUGCACGCAUGAAAAAGUGUCCCGUUACACACAUUGACCCAUUACGCUGUGUCCCGUUACACUCAUUGUACGCUUGCGCCGCAUCUAUCUCUCUUCCACUCGAUUGGAACAACCAUCGAUUUGACUUUUUCGAGGCACAUUAAACCUAAAACACUCCCAUCGUUUCCUAAUUUUCCUAUCAUCGUCCUAUCCUUAACAGAAUAACACAGAUUGGAAGAAGUUAAAUAGCAAACACAUAUAAAAGUUAUAGUUAAAGUAAUCUCUUCGUUAAAGUAAUAAACAUAUUUGAAUUAAUGAGUGCAAAUAAAAGUAAAUUUAACAAUAUUAAAUUGUAGAUUUCAUUUCACCUCUUCUUUGUAUCCAUACAAAAUAGUGAUAAUUCAAUAAAAAUGAUUCAAUUUUAUUCAUAAAAGUAUGCAAUCAUUUCAUCAAUGUUUUGUUAUGACGUCACGUUAAACUAUUGUCAGUAAACCGACUUUACAGACAACAAAUUUUUUUUAUAUUCCCCAUAGGUUGGCUACUCACCACUAUAUUUAAUUUUUAUUUAUUUUUUUCACAGUAGAUUGUAAUACUAAAAAACUACAGUAUUGAAUCUCAAAAACAAUAUUUAAAAACCAAAGAUAAAUAAGGGGGCCAGUCACAGCUUUUUCGUAUGUUCGAGAAUUUGCUUCGGUCUGGUGAGAAUUGCUGGGAUCAGUUACGAUAAUAUGUUGCAAGUAUUAUAACAACUGUUGCAACAUAUCAUUGAAAUAAUAUUAUACUCUUAAAACAUUGCAAAGCUAUUUUGUUAGUUUUAACUGUAACCAUAUUGACAGUUAUCACCAGAGUAAAAUUAACAACAAUUUAAACUAGUGUGAGAUUGCAUAAUUUUAAAGUAACUUUUUUGGUGCAAAUGUAAUCAGUGUAAGAUUGAAGAAAAUUUAAGUAUUCAUGCCAUUUUGUAAGUUAUUUGUACUUAGCUCAUGAUGUUAUAGGGUUGUAUUGUUAUUAGUUAUUGAGUUUGUUGUAAAGUGUGUCAAAUGUUGAUUUUAAAUACGUAUAUAAUUUGUGAAUGUAUAUUAUUGCAGGGUAAUUUUAUGCAUUUUUAGUGUACCAAAUGUAUUUUUUUUUGGGUUGGUAAAAUUGUGAAUGAUAUUUAUUUGUAAAAAAUAAAAUAGUUUAAAGUAAACAAACUGUAAAAUAAUUACCAGGGUUGCUACAAGCAUAGAAAAUCAGUAAAAAUCAUAAGUUUUUUUUUGGGAGUAUCAGGAUGUUUAGGAUGGUUCAAAUGGCCUUAAAAUAUCAGAAAUAGUUAAUGAUAAAUCAAAAAUGUUUUGGGAAUGCUUAAUUGUAGUAACAUAAAAAUUGUGUUAGUAAUUGCUGUGUGAAAGUUCAGCUAUGCUGUCCUUUUAUAUUUCAGCAUUUUGUCUUUUUCACUCAGUUCUGACCUCCUUGGUCAUUUGAAAGUGUAAACUUUGUUCAGUAUCCAUCAGGGGUUUAAUUAUUAAAAUACUAGUAGGUACGUACUACAUAAUUCCAAACAGCGCUUGUUAAAAAUAAUUUAGACAGAAAACUGGACUUGACCAACUUAGUGUAAAAUAUCAGGGAAAAUCUUCAUUGGACGUGCAAUAAUCAGGAGAUAUCCAAAUUUAUCUUUUGUAGCAAUCCUGAGUAAAAAUGUUUUUGGUUAUAUUUGCAAUUUAUUAAUUGCAGGAAGUAGUUUCCAUGUAUGCAUUGUAGUACUUGUUUUUGAUUUUUGUCAAUAUACCAAUAUUUUAUGAAAUAUAGUAUUUUUUUUUAAUAUUUCCUACACUCGCACAAACUGAACUUUGAUUUUUGAUAGCUCCAGUUGGAUGGAUUAUUACACUUGUAGCCUAGUGUGUGAAGUAUAGAAGUUGCAUGCAUUAUUUACGGUUGAGCUGAGUUGUUUGUGGUAUGUUAGUAGUGCAGUACUUUAAAGGUGUGGAAAGAAUAAGAGGAUAAAUCUUAUUAGACUGGAGAAUACUAGGUUCCAGACAAAUCUUCUAGGACAUGUUUCAUUUUGCAAUGUGUCUUUAGAACUUUUAUGAAACAUUAAAAUUCCUCCUUUUGUCUAAUCUUCAUAUUCUGUAUGGCUGAAGUCAUGAAUUAGAACACACACUCACCAUUCUACUUCAUUUAAAGUUUGCCAACAGUGCAUCAAGCAUUGUGAUGCAAUUUUGUGAUCUAACUCUUAUUUACACAAUAAUUAUAGUGAACUGGGCCUUAGAUACUUUUCCAUCAAUCAUUUUUUGAGUAUAGGUAAAGUAUGGCCUCACGUGUUUCUGUUUGUAGCGAGCAUCUACACUGAAUAAUAUAGUCUGUUAGGACUUUAGUUGUGCUGUUUGAUGUAACAUACAGUUAAUAGAGUCUGUGUAUUCUAAAAUUAACUACGACAAUAAUACUAGGGAUAAAACCCUUGUUUACUACUGAUUGAUUUCCUGAGUGCAUAUUUAACUUUUUUAAAAUUAUUAUUUACAUGUUACCUACCUAAAUUGGCAACAUAAUCAGUGUCACAGAGGAUGACUAGAUAAAUAUUUUAUGGGCAGUCAAACUAAUAAUAAAUAAUAAUAAUAAUACAUGAGAAGCAAAUUGUGUGUUCCAGCCUAUUAUAACCUAGAUUGCAAAAUACUUGUAUUGUUAUAUUAACCAACACAAAAUUUCAGCAGUUCCUAUGUAGAAGUGUGUUUGCAUCUGCAUCAAAUAAGGCUCCGGGAAGGGGGAGCGGGGGAGAAGCCUCUCCCGAGUUCGAAUAUUUUAAUUUUUGAGAGCACAUUUAUAUUUACCAAAAUAAUUUAAAUUCAUACAUUAAACUUCUGUUUAAUCAAACAUUAUAUGUAACUUGAAGUAUUUGAGACCAUAAAUUUGUAAAUAUUCCAAGUCCAAUCUGUGACCUAUUCAAUGUUGUUUUUUGCAACUGCAUUGUUUGUUUGUACGGUAGCUCUUCCCGGAAAAUAUUUUUGGAGCCGUUGCGUAUUUAUGUUCUUUAGCUGUCGUUGAAAAGGUGUAUAAAAACAUAUGGACAGAGAAUUGUAAAUUGGUUUGCAGCCAGGCAAAAUUUAACUAGAAAUAGAGGUUGGGAGGUCCUGUGCGUUGAUGAAGCAUGUGUCUGCAGGGUGUCUACAGGUCACGAAAGUCAAGAAAAAUUCAAUAAACUGAAGGACUAGUCAUGAAAGUCACAUAAAUAAGCAGCAACAGUGCUGGAAGACAUAAAACUUUAAUACCCAGCAGCCUUUUGAUAACUUCCAUUUAGUUUCUUGAUGCCUCACUUCAGUUUAUAUUCACACACUAAUUGCAAAUAGUUGGGGACAGUCCACUGAAAAAUCAUCUGAAAAUUAUCUCUGAAAAGAUAUAACUUAAAAAUUGUUACGUCCCUACGAAUCAUAGAGAUAUCCGUUAUAUUUGCUCAUAUUAUAUGUAGAUUGUAGGUGAUAAGUGUGAUGGUACUUGGAAACGUGUCAGUCUUUAAAAGGUACCGGUUACCAAGCGGUUCAAGUAUGUACUGAAUGAUGUGCAACUUUGAUUCAACAAGAAAUUUAUCUUCUAGAAUGAAAUUUACAAGUGAGAAAAUAAUGGUGGUGUGAAUUACCUAUAGUCUAGUCACUUGAGAUGCAGUUAAGUAAUCAUUUAUUUUAUUUAAUGGAAUUUGUGUCAUGGCUGCCAACAGCUAAAACUGGAUAACUCAACACACAACAUGUUUGCAAGAUUAUUUGAUUAUUUUAAAAUUAAAUGAAGGAUGGAUAAUUUUUAGGCUCAUUUCUUUAUUUAGUAAAUGAACUGACCUAAGUAAGGAAUUUAAGUUUUAAAGUUAUUAAACACAAUAAUUAAUAUAUGCGUU
This is a messenger RNA of Bacillus rossius redtenbacheri, 15779 nucleotides long. RefSeq names its product zinc finger protein OZF-like. The transcript has 2 exons. Lineage: Eukaryota; Metazoa; Arthropoda; Insecta; Phasmatodea; Bacillidae. Gene Ontology annotation, cellular component: nucleus. The record is from RefSeq and is a predicted model, not a curated record. Gene Ontology annotation, molecular function: DNA-binding transcription factor activity, RNA polymerase II-specific; RNA polymerase II transcription regulatory region sequence-specific DNA binding. Gene Ontology annotation, biological process: regulation of transcription by RNA polymerase II. The coding region runs from base 1070 to 2548 and encodes 492 amino acids.